GCGAAGUCCGGGAGGCGGGGUGGCAGUGCGGGCCUGGCGGGGCUGUGCCGCGGGGAUUGGCCUGCGGCCGGUAGGCGGGACCUGAGCGCGCCGGGGCCGCAGGCUGCGAUUGGCCUCCGCCCAGGGCCGGCUGCCGGCGUGCGGGCAAGGCUCGGGGCGCGAGGACCGAGCGGGGGGGCCGGUCCGCGAGCCCGGGCGGUGGUGGUGGCAGCGGCGGAGGAGGAGGUGGUGGCGGGGGCCGGUACUGGACCCGGCGGGAUGAGCGAGGCGGAGGCGGCGGUGGUGGCGACAGCGGCGCCCGCGACGGCGGCAGGGGUGGUAGCGGUGGUAGUACCUGUGCCCGCGGGAGAGCCUCAGAAAGCAGGCGGCGGGGCGGGCGGCGGGGGCGGAGCCGCCUCUGGCCCCGCUGCUGGGACCCCCUCAGCGCCCGGCCCUCGCACCCCUGGCAACCCGGCGACGGCGGCCUCGGGGACUCCCGCGCCCCCGGCCCAGAGUCAGGCGGACAAGCCGGUGCUGGCAAUCCAAGUCCUGGGCACUGUCAAAUGGUUCAACGUCCGGAAUGGUUACGGAUUCAUCAACAGGAAUGACACCAAGGAGGAUGUCUUUGUUCACCAGACAGCUAUUAAAAGAAACAACCCCAGGAAAUUUCUGCGCAGCGUUGGAGAUGGGGAGACUGUGGAGUUUGAUGUCGUGGAAGGAGAGAAGUUCACCAAGCACUUCAUGUCUGUUUUCUACACGAGACCCCAGCCCUAUCAGGACUCUUCUCAGUCAGCCCUCUGGAGUGAAAGAGGGACGGGCCUUCUCUAUCUCAUCCUGUCCUGUCUUUAUACUCUGGGGGGAAUGUGGCAGUUAUUUCUAAAGGACAAGUUGUUUCUUCUCAGAUGGGGUGCAGAAGCUGCUAAUGUAACUGGGCCUGGCGGGGUGCCAGUGAAGGGCAGCCGCUAUGCUCCCAAUCGACGUAGGUUCCACCGAUUCAUCCCCCGGCCUCGCCUAGCUGCCCCACCACCUAUGGUGGCAGAGGCUCCCUCUGGUGGGACAGAACCAGGCAGCGAAGGAGAGCGGGCAGAGGACUCAGGGCAGCGGCCCAGACGACGUCGCCCACCACCCUUCUUCUAUCGAAGGCGGUUUGUGAGAGGCCCUCGGCCCCCUAAUCAGCAGCAGCCCAUAGAGGGCUCUGACGGCAAAGAAUCCAAAGAGACAGCCCCAUUGGAGGGGGACCAACAGCAGGGAGAUGAGCAGGUGCCCCCACCCAGAUUCCGGCCCAGGUACCGAAGGCCUUUCCGUCCUAGGCCACCCCAACAGCCUACCACAGAAGGUGGGGAUGGAGAGACCCAGCCGAGCCAAGGCCCCACUGAUGGCUCCCGACCUGAGCCCCAGCGUCCACGUAACCGUCCCUACUUCCAGCGGCGACGGCAGCAGCCCCCUGGCCCCCGGCAGCCUAUAGCCACAGAAACUUCAGCACCUAUCAACAGUGGGGACCCUCCCCCCACCAUACUGGAGUGAUUCCAACUUAAAGGACACCCAGAACUACCAUCUGGUAUCUGCCAGUUUCCAACUGACUCUACCCAGCAUCCUUCUCCCCCCCUUACCCAUAAUUCAUGACAUCAAAACAUCAGCUUUUCCCUUGAGACUCAGGAAGGCCAAAGGAACAGCCUUUGGCUUUUUUUCCCUCUUUUUUUUUCCCCCUCUCCCCUACCAAAGGUUGAAGGAAGGGAUCCAUCCUUAUUGUUCAGAGGCUUCACCUCCUGCCCCUAAGUCAGGCUGAGAAGGAACCAACCAGCUCUUACCUCCUCCUGAUUGUUUUUCUUUUCCACCCAUUUAUUUUUUGUUUCCUUUCGACCCCCACACACCUCUGAAGCCAUUUUAUGAACUGUCAUGUGCCACCUGAGCCUCCAGUAAAAACAAAAGCAGGCUUUCUUGUUGUCUUGA
Molecule: messenger RNA, 1929 nt
Organism: Nannospalax galili (Upper Galilee mountains blind mole rat)
Lineage: Eukaryota; Metazoa; Chordata; Mammalia; Rodentia; Spalacidae
Gene: Ybx2
Product: Y-box binding protein 2
Exons: 11
Coding region: 259-1503 (414 amino acids)
Biological process (GO): regulation of gene expression
Cellular component (GO): nucleus
Molecular function (GO): nucleic acid binding
Source: RefSeq, a predicted model, not a curated record